UAUUGAUAUGAUCACCGGACAUACCAGCCCAUACGUAUCACCGGGCGUCGCGUCACACCUCUUCUGCUCUACAAACCUUCAAGACAUUCAGGUUCACAACAUCUGCUCCGGCGACAGUAAAACGUCGCUAAUCAGCUCCACCGGAGACCGAGCGAAUAACUAUUUGUCUUAAUACCAUGUUAGGUAGAGCUCAAGUUUAAAACAUACGUUAUUUGAGUAAGAAGGAACAAAUGGCUUACUCCUCAUCUACUCAAUUGGUAUUGCACUGGUUUCCAUAUAAAGACUUAGUGGGAAAAUGUUCUAAAAACUAUGGUAUUCAACAAUGCCUUAUGUUUAAUAAAAGAAAAAGAGCCCAUUUGUCUCCCCGGAUUUUAUAUCAGGAUGAAAUAUUUUCUUGCAAAACAAGUCAUCAUCAUAAGUUGCAUAAUUUCUAUAAAGUUUUGAGAUCUGUGAUAGUUAGAUCAGAAAUUGCUGGAAGUGGAUCCACUUCAGCUGCAUAUCAUUUGCCAGAGUUCCAAUUGAUCUCAAAAGUUAGAGGGGUUUGCUUUUAUAGCGUUACAUCAAUUAUUGCUUUAUUUUUAUUUGUGUUAAUGGUGAUAUCACAUCCAUUUGUGGUGUUAAGAGAUGGAUACCAAAGAAACUUUCAUCAUUUGAUUGCUAAAAUUUGGGCAUGUAUGAGUGUUUAUCCAUUUUUUAAAGUAAAGAUUCAAGGGUUUGAAAAUCUACCCCCGAAGAAUUCUCCAGCUGUAUAUGUCUCCAAUCACCAGAGUUUUUUGGACAUUUAUGCCCUUCUGACUUUAGGCAGAAACCACAAGUUCAUUAGCAAGACUGCAAUCUUCCUUUUUCCGGUUGUUGGGUGGGCCAUGUUUUUAAUGGGUCUUAUUCCCCUUAAGCGUAUGGACAGCAGGAGCCAAUUGCAAACUUUAAAAAGAUGCAUGGAGCUUGUUAAAAAUGGUGGAUCCGUUUUCUUUUUUCCCGAGGGUACUCGGAGUAAAGAUGGACGUUUGGGCACAUUUAAGAAAGGUGCAUUCAGUAUUGCAGCAAAAACCGGAGUACCAGUGGUUCCAAUCACUCUUGUUGGAACUGGGAAAAUAAUGCCAGCUGGCAUGGAGACAAUAUUAAACCCCGGAUCAGUGAAAAUUAUCAUCCAUCCAUCUAUACAAGGAGAUAACCCCGAUAGUCUAUGCAAUGAGGUCAAAAACGUAAUUACAAACGAGCUUAUUAACCAAGCUUAAAUUUUGUCAUCUUCUUCUACUGUCGAACUAAAAAUUGUACUCUAU
Messenger RNA from Lactuca virosa, 1280 nucleotides. NCBI's taxonomy places the organism in Eukaryota, Viridiplantae, Streptophyta, Magnoliopsida, Asterales, Asteraceae. The record is from the annotation of a GenBank genome assembly.